GAUGGGCUGACGGCGCGUGCGCAGUCCAGCUGGCGGCGGAGGGGACGAUUUGGCGCCAACCUUCGCGGGAUCUCAAGAAAAUGCCCCAAAGGACGUUUGCCCCUCCAGUAGCUAAACCCAACCAUGCUCCGUUUGCAAAAGGAAAACUGGAGGCACCUCAGAGCAGACAAGAAGAUGGUGUUGCGACAAAACCCAUAAAAAUCCCCCCCAAAAAAUCAAAUCAGAAACAGGAAAUGAACACGUCUAGCACAGCAACACCCCUAAAGUGCAGGAAAGAUGGAGUCAUGGGCAAGGAAAGAGAAAAUUACCUCACUGAUGCCCAGUAUGACGAGAUAUUCCGCAGUGUGCUUCAGAAGCCUUUGCAGGAGUGCAUGGAAAUCUCUGGGAUGAAAGGUGUCUCAGUGGAGGCUAAUAAGGAACAAAUCUUAGGAAGAGAGACUUUGACUGCAUCUCCAACUUCAAAGGAUGAUGUCUAUGGAAAGAUAAGCAAGGAGAACAGUGAGAGGAUGCCUUUGGAAGCAAAAAAGAAGGAGCAUCCACUCGGAAUGAAGAAAUACGGCAAAUGCUUUCAACAUAAUAACAAAGGAAAGGAGAAAAAUGAGAAACCAGAAGCAGACAAUGGAGGGUGUAAGGAAAACCGGAAAGGAGCGCCUAAGAAAAAAGUUAAAGGCAACACCCAAGUCGUCAUUGACCAAGAGGAAAUGCAGGAGGAGGAGAAGUCAGACAGAGGAAGUGGUAGCUGCUGGUGCAUUGCAUGGGUCCAGUGCUCUUCUCCAACCUGCAAGAAGUGGAGGCAGCUCCCCAGUGACAUUGAUCCUUCGGUUCUGCCCGAGGACUGGUCUUGUAGUCAGAAUACAGAUCUCCAAUGCAACAGCUGCAGUGUUCCUGAAGAGACAUGGUCAGGAUCUGAAAACGAGGUGGUCUAUGCAGUUUAUAUUCCGGGGUCGAUCGUAUGGGCAAAACAGUAUGGAUACCCAUGGUGGCCAGGGCUCAUAGAGGCCGAUCCUGACAUUGAGGAGUAUUUCCUGUUUUCUUCCCAGAUGGAUUUGCUUCCUUCCAAAUACCAUGUGACCUUUUUUGGUAGCUCUGUGACCCGAGCUUGGAUUUCUGCCUCCAGUCUAAGGAACUUUAGUGAAGCAAAUGUGAAAGAGAAUGGUUUGGCUAAGCUUAAGAACAAAGCUGACAAGAGGGAUCUUGAAACUGCCCUGAAGAUGGCAAAAGAAGCAGAGCAGAUAAGCAUUCAGGAGAGAAUAAGGAGGUUUGGAUUCUUCAGCCGAUUCAACAGGAGAGAGUCGCCCAAACGCUUAAAAGAUCAUGUCAAUAUCUCCUGCCAGCCUCCUGCCAAGAGAGCUUGGGGAGGACCAGAGAGUGAGAAUAAGAAUACAGCAAGAUCAAACAAGAAUCAAGAAAAGCUUCUUCCUGCUGUGCCGCUGACAAAACCUGAUGGGAAUGUCAAGAAAAUCAACAAGAAAGGGGACAAGAAAAGCAAGUUAGAAAUGACAGAUACUGUCUCUUUGUCAAAGAAAAGUCGAAGAGUGACACCUCCCUACAAAGCUGUAACUGUGGAACAAAGAUCUGGCAAAGCAAGGGGACAUCUGAAUGGCCAGAAAGGUUUAAAGAAAUCAUUCUCAGUGCCACGGCGCAAGAAUGCCCAAACCAAGCAGCUCAGUCCUUGCCUGGACAGCAGCACCGCUCCCAUGGCCCUGUCCAGUUAUCCAAACAAUAACAACUGUUGGAACAAAGUCAAAACUUCCCCCAUGGCAGGAAGCAAGGGCACUGUGGAUCUUAAGGAAUCUAGUGAAGCUAUGGCAUUUGACAUGGAGGAGGAGGAGACCUUCAGCAGCCAAGAUAUGUCUGUCUUUGCUGUGGAGAAAAACGACUCUCCUGAAGAGUUUUCCUUGGUCUUAUUUGAAGAGUAGUCUUUGAGCAUUAGGUGACACCCCCAUCCCCAAAGUGAAAGAAAUGGGUUAUUUCUUUCUUCAUAAUUUGCUACUGGUCGCCUUCAAGAUCAAAAGCACUGGUAAGGGCAAGUAGAAACCCAAACUGUAUCAGAUACUAGAGGCAUAGGAAAAAGACCAUUGCCGCUUGAGUUCUUGAGCUCAAUCCACCUAGGAAGUCGGUGACAGCUUGUUUUUAAACAGGACUGUGAAGUUUCCACUUUUCCAUUCCGUGAUUAAAUAGGCAGCUUGAAAAACUGCAAUAAACAAGACAUGGAAAAUAAAUUCACUCUCCGACAAAUCUGAUUGACUCUCUUCAUGUUUAGUGUGAAGGAGAAAUGAAGCCAACCAUCAAGCGAGUUAUAGAACUUUUCUAAGAGUUGUUUUGCACCUGUUUGUAAUACGACAAGAAUUUUGUUGUUGUUGAAGACGAAAAGUUCCAUCCCUCCACUUGUUUCAGCAAAACUCUAUUAAAUUUUUGGAUUUAACUGGGAGUCUCCAAUGUCCUUCAGUUUUAUUUAUUGUAUUUAUUUAUUUAUUAAAUUUAUACCC
This is a messenger RNA of Pogona vitticeps (central bearded dragon), 2489 nucleotides long. The record is from RefSeq and is a predicted model, not a curated record. NCBI's taxonomy places the organism in Eukaryota, Metazoa, Chordata, Lepidosauria, Squamata, Agamidae.